AUGGCGGACCCGCAGCGCGUCCUACGCAUAGGGGUUCCUGACGAUCAUCUGACGCGCACACUAUGCCGCUGGGCGCCCGAACUGCAGCAAAAGAACCGGAUACGCUCGCACGCCUACCUUCCCCGGCCGUCGACGGAGUUGACUCGCGCCAGGCCAGCGCCGAUCUGCUUCCACGUCUAUGGCCACAAUUCCCCAACUGAGACGCAGACCGCCGCGCAUACGGCAGCACAACCCGUGGCCGAGCGCCGCAAGCCCCAUGCACACGAUCACGUGAUCGUGCUUCUCCCGUCGCGGUCUAUGCCUGCAACGCAGAGGGGUUGGUUAGCGAAGCGCGCAUUCCUUACGUUCGCCCCCCGGGGCUUCUGCGAAGGAGCUCUACUUACCGGCGUCGUGCUAUCCAAACAAGGCCCCUCGCAUGCGGGGGUUGUCAUCCUCGAAAUCAAGGCUCGUAUCGGCGUCAUCGGAGUCCCAACGAGCACCACCCGCCGCAGCGGGGGCAGCCUCCACGAGAGGCGCAAUCUGCACGGGAGGAGCGGCCAGCGCGGGAGGGACGGCUUGAACAGGAGGUGCAUUCGCCAGCCCUGCAGCGACGUGCGGCACCGCCGACGUAGUCACUGCGUCUGCCUCGGCAGUAACUACUGGCGCCGCCGCAGGCGGAGCACCGCUAGGGCUACGUCCGCCACGCUGGCCUCGUCUGGUCGCAGACGGCGGGUGCGCAACGCGGUCCGAGAGCGAGCGUCCGCCCGAAUGAUGCGCUCGGCUGCGACCACGACCGCGACCGCGACCCCAGGGCCCGGCUUGUCCAGCAUGCGAGCGGCGACCAAACGGACGGCCGCGUUGGUUGGCUAUGCCGCGGUCCCUCUCGGCGUCCAUGCGACUGGCCUGUUGCGCAAGACCAGCGAUUUGCGUACGGGCGGCCGCGUUGUGCGCAAGAAGUGCGGUGAGCGCAUCGGCGCUCAUGGAGACGCCAGGGCAGGCGGAAGUCGGACGACGCUCCGCCGCUACCAA
Messenger RNA from Trametes versicolor FP-101664 SS1, 1008 nucleotides. RefSeq lists its product as uncharacterized. The annotation marks the transcript as partial. The record is from RefSeq and is a predicted model, not a curated record. NCBI's taxonomy places the organism in Eukaryota, Fungi, Basidiomycota, Agaricomycetes, Polyporales, Polyporaceae. The transcript is spliced from 2 exons.